AUGGCGUUGGAGGACGACGACUGGGACUUGAGCGCCGAAGAACUCGAUUCUCUCGAAAGAGACGCUUUCCAGAAACUCGCUCAGCAAUGCAUCAACUCUGCUUCUGCUUGUUCUUCCUCUUCUUCUUCUUCACAUAAUCACCACCAGCUGCAUCCGUCUUUACUUCCACGAAUUGCUUCCAAAGCUCCCCUGCAAAACCCAUUCCCAAUUCUCUUCCUAACAAGUAAUUUCUGCAUAUCUCUCGGCUCCUUUCUCCAACUUGUUGCCUUUUUGCAAGAAGAUGAACGUCUGAAGGAGCUACCUAAGCUCUCUGUCAAAUUUUUUCUUCAUGCUAGUGGAAACAUUGCCACAACAUUUCCUUAUAACCAGGUGCUAGUAGGUGCUGUGCGCAAGGUCCCCAAAUCCUCAUGGAAUGCAAAAGAGAGGUUAUGGAUGUUCCCUAUAUCUUCUUUGUCAUCAGCAGAAAAAUUUCUUCAUGAAACUUCUGGUGUUAAUGUUGAGGUAGAGAACGUAGAUCCCUUAGUUCACCUCGCUAUUGCUGCUGCGUCUGUUUUUCCGGAUAUUCUAGGCUCAUCCAUUCCUUCAGCAGCCACAGGCACAGAGAGCUAUCAUCCGAUCCGAGUUUGUCAGCCGUCCUCAGCUCACAGCCACCACCUUCAAUGGCCAGUGCUUCACUCAGCCUCUUCAUCAUAA
Molecule: messenger RNA, 693 nt
Organism: Prunus mume (Japanese apricot)
Lineage: Eukaryota; Viridiplantae; Streptophyta; Magnoliopsida; Rosales; Rosaceae
Source: RefSeq, a predicted model, not a curated record